AUGGAAACCUCCAAACCAGAAAUCUCCCCGCCUCCGUCUCUCCCCCACCUCUUCACAUACCCCUCUUCCACCCCACCCUCGCUCAUCACCCAAGGUGCCGAAGCUCUCCUCUACAAAUCCACAUACUUACUGCCGUCUCUACCCUGCGCACUAAAAUGGCGUCCGUCUAAACCAUAUCGACAUCCGAUUCUUGAUCAGCGGUUGACAAAAGCGAGGAUAUUGGCAGAAGCGAGGGUGUUGGUCAAGUGUAGGAGGGAGGGCGUUGUUGUGCCGGCUGUCUAUGCGGUGGAUGAGGGAAGGGGGUGUAUAAUGGUCGAGUGGAUUGAGGGGGAGGUGGUGAGGAUUAGAUUAAACGAGUGGUUGGAACGGAGGAAGCAGAAGGAAGGGAAUAAGGAGGUUACUGGGGAGGAAGAGGGGACUGAAGAUGCGGUGGACCUUAUGAGGAGGAUUGGACGGGCGGUGGGAAGGAUGCAUGGGGUCGGGGUUGUGCAUGGAGAUCUGACGACGAGUAAUUUGAUGUUGCGACCAAUACAAGUUGAAGGAGAGGAGAUAAACAAUGGGAAGGAGUUAGAAGGGGAGAUUGUUAUAAUUGAUUUUGGAUUGGCGAGCCAGACUACAGCAGAUGAGGAUCGAGCGGUCGACUUAUAUGUGUUAGAGAGAGCAUUUGGAAGUACACAUCCAAGGGCGGAGGGGUUGUUCAGAGAGGUCUUGAAUGCGUAUGGAACAAGUUAUAAAGGAGCACAGGUGGUUUUGAAGAAGUUAGAAGAUGUGAGAAUGAGAGGGAGAAAAAGAAGUAUGUUAGGUUGA
Botrytis fragariae is the source of this 807-nucleotide messenger RNA. RefSeq names its product putative serine threonine-protein kinase bud32 protein. Lineage: Eukaryota; Fungi; Ascomycota; Leotiomycetes; Helotiales; Sclerotiniaceae. The record is from RefSeq and is a predicted model, not a curated record. The transcript has a single exon. Gene Ontology annotation, molecular function: protein serine/threonine kinase activity; ATP binding. The coding region runs from base 1 to 807 and encodes 268 amino acids. Gene Ontology annotation, biological process: protein phosphorylation. Gene Ontology annotation, cellular component: EKC/KEOPS complex; cytosol; nucleus.